AUGGUUGGGGCUUUGGUUGGAAAGCUUGGUUUCGGUGGUUUCGGUGUUGGAUAUGACUGUAAUGGAACAGUUUACAAGGUGUUUGAUGAUGUUUCUUCUCUAUCACGAGCUAAGGAGACAUGGAGAAUCUUAGUGAAGGUUAUCAGGGCAUGGAAAGGUCAGAGAUUAAGUGGUAGCAAGUUAGCAUUCACUCUCGAGGUUGUUCUCAUGGACAAUAAGGAAUUUCACCUCAAGACAUCAGAGAGGGCCAUGCACACACAUGCUUCUUCAUCAUCGACACUUCAAUGCGAUGGUUCUCAUAAGCCAACAGGUAAAUCUCAUGGAUAUCAUUUAUAUGGGGUGCAGAUCAAGUUUAUUGAACUCAAGUUGGCAUGUGGGAUAUUGACAACUUUAGAUAAUCAAUAUGAAGAAUUGCGCCUAUCAAUAAUUGAGCUCUGCUUUGUUAUUAUGGAUCAGGUAUGGGCCUCUGGUUUCUCUGCAGCGUUUCUCAACAAGAAUAGGGUCUCUACAAAAGGACGUGUAUUCUUUGAUGAAUCCGGCAUUAAAGUAUCAAUUAGUAGUGAUGCAGCUGCAGGACCCAAAACUGCAGCAACAGAAGCAGCUUCGCUAUUGAUACCAAAGAAUUUUUUUGAGGUUAUUCUGUAUCUCCCAACUGUGAAUAGGAGGCUCUCUAAUUUUUUGAGCAUGUUAUCAACAAAGCAACCAAGUUGUCUGCAGUUAUACAUGUAUAGUUCUGCAGACAUGGUUAUAUCCGUUGUUUCAGUGGAAUCGUUUGUGGAGGCACAGCAUAGGGCUGGACAUGAUGUGAGGGCAUGCAAUUUUGUGUCCUCACCCCAUGUUGACCACUUUAGAAAUGAUCCAAAAUUGUAUACUUCUCAGCUAAGUAAAUUUCUAGAGGAGUGUGUUCAAUAAUUCUUUACAAUGCUUGGCUUAC
Molecule: messenger RNA, 934 nt
Organism: Lotus japonicus
Lineage: Eukaryota; Viridiplantae; Streptophyta; Magnoliopsida; Fabales; Fabaceae
Exons: 7
Coding region: 1-912 (303 amino acids)
Source: RefSeq, a predicted model, not a curated record